Messenger RNA from Lepus europaeus (European hare), 747 nucleotides. RefSeq names its product maestro (gene MRO). The record is from RefSeq and is a predicted model, not a curated record. Gene Ontology annotation, cellular component: cytoplasm. Lineage: Eukaryota; Metazoa; Chordata; Mammalia; Lagomorpha; Leporidae. Bases 1 to 747 code for a protein of 248 amino acids. The transcript is spliced from 6 exons.
AUGGACCAAACACAGAGGAGAAUGCUGGGCCAGCCCUCUCCCAGCCCUGCUUCCCAGCCCAUGAAGAAAAGGACUUCAAUCAUUUCUUUCUUUUCCAAGGUCUCCGGGAGACUGAGGUUCCAGAAGCGCGAACCCUUGAAGAAUAUGUUUCUCCUCCUGGCAGAGAGAGCUCGGGACCCCAGUGCUAAGAAGCGCCACAUGGCAAUGCGAGGCCUGGGCACCAUGGCCCGUGAGGCCCCGGACAAGGUGAGGAAGUAUAAGAAGGCUGUGCUAGCCCUGCUGGUGCACGGAUUGUACGACCCUGUGAGUUCUGAGGUCAUCCACGAGAGCGUGAAGACUCUGACCAUCAUCCUGGGCAAGAGCCAGGGGAAAGGCUUGGGCUCCUUCUUCGUGGACAUCACCCUUCAGACCAGGACUUUAUUAGAUGACGAGAAUGAUGGAGUGCGGUACUCGGCCUUUGUUUUGUUUGGGCAACUGGCUGCCUUUGCUGGGAGGAAGUGGAAGAAGUUUUUCAGCAGACAGGUCAAGCAGACACAAGAUUGCCUCCUGAUCCAUUUACAGGACAGAAACCCCCAGGUUGCCAAGGCUUGCAAAACAACUUUUCGAGCCUGUUCUCCAUAUCUGAAACACCAGAAGGAAUUCAGCUUCCAGAGUGAGGAAGACGAGAGGAACCCUAAACUCUGCCGACAGCUGAGCCACUGUCAUCCAGAGCUCCUGCAGUUCUUCUACGCAAAUAAAAUUCUGUAA